AUGUCUGCUAUUAUCAGUAACAAAUCUAAUACUGAAACUCUUAAGAAGUACCUCUCUCUUGACCAAGGCGGCAAAGUUCAAGCCGAAUAUGUUUGGAUUGAUGGCAGUAACGGUUUACGUUCUAAAACAACUACUCUUGACUUUAAACCUGCCGAUGUCUCUGAACUCAAGGAAUGGAAUUUCGACGGUAGUUCAACCGAACAAGCUCCCGGCCACGAUUCUGAUGUUCUGUUAAGACCCGCCGCUGUUUUCAAGGACCCUUUCCGUGGCGGUGAUAACAUUAUAGUCUUAUGUGAAUGUUACAAUAGUGAUGGAACACCAAACAAAACAAACUUUCGUCAUUCGUGUGCUAAAAUCAUGCAAAAUCAUACUGAUGCUCAUCCAUGGUUCGGUCUUGAACAAGAAUAUACUUUGUUUGAUGUAGAUGGUAAUGUUCUUGGUUGGCCAAAAGGUGGUUAUCCUGGUCCCCAAGGUCCUUACUAUUGUUCAGUUGGUGCAAACGUUGCUUAUGGUCGUGACAUAGUUGAAGCUCAUUAUCGUGCUUGUCUUUAUUCUGGUGUAAAUAUUUCCGGUCAAUGGGAAUUUCAAAUUGGGCCGUGUGAGGGAAUAGACAUGGGUGAUCAUUUGUGGAUGGCAAGAUAUCUAUUGAAACGUGUGGCUGAAGAUUUCGGUGUUGUAGUAUCGUUCCAUCCAAAACCGAUAAAAGGUGAUUGGAAUGGAGCUGGUUGUCAUACAAAUUAUUCAACAGAAGCUAUGCGAAAAGAAGGUGGCAUAAAAGCAAUCAAUGAUGCAAUAGAUAAAAUGUCAUCAAGGCAUAAUGAACAUAUAGCGGUUUAUGGCGAGGAUAAUGAUCUAAGGUUAACGGGUGCACAUGAAACUGGACACAUAUCCCAAUUCUCCUCAGGUGUAGCGAAUCGUGGUGCUUCAAUACGAAUACCUAGGCAUGUAGCUGCUCAAGGAAAAGGAUAUCUAGAAGAUCGUCGUCCGGCCUCAAAUAUUGAUCCUUAUCGAGUCACUCAUAUAAUAGUUGAAACAACUCUUUCGUAG
Messenger RNA from Entrophospora candida, 1047 nucleotides. NCBI's taxonomy places the organism in Eukaryota, Fungi, Glomeromycota, Glomeromycetes, Entrophosporales, Entrophosporaceae. The record is from the annotation of a GenBank genome assembly.